AUGACUAAUACUACACCAUAUCAAAUUUCAAAUCCAUUCAAAGUUUCAAUUAUCGGAUCAGGUAAUUGGGGUACCGCAGUUGCAAAAUUAGUUGCUGAAAAUACAAGUGAAAAACCAGAAAUAUUUCAAAAAGAUGUUCAGAUGUGGGUUUUUGAAGAAGAAAUUAAUGGAAAGAAACUUACCGAAAUAAUAAAUACUGAACAUGAAAAUGUUAAAUAUUUACCAGAUAUUAAAUUACCAGAAAAUUUGAUCGCAAAUCCUGAUAUUGUUGAUACUGUUAAAGAUUCUGAUUUAAUUGUAUUUAAUAUUCCACAUCAAUUCUUGGGUAGAAUUGUUAAACAGUUGAAAGGUCAUGUCAAACCAACUGCUAGAGCAAUUUCAUGUUUGAAAGGUUUAGAAGUUGGUCCAGAUGGAUGUCAACUAUUAUCUACUGCUAUAACUGAUCAAUUAGGUAUAUAUUGUGGUGUUUUAUCAGGUGCUAAUAUUGCAACCGAAGUUGCAAAAGGUAAUUGGUCAGAAACAUCAAUUGCUUAUACAGUUCCAGGUGAUUUUAGAGGAGAAGGUAAAGAUAUUGAUGAAUUUGUUUUAAAACAAUGUUUCCAUAGACCAUAUUUCCACGUCAGAGUUAUUGCUGAUGUUGUUGGUGCAUCAAUUGCUGGAGCCUUAAAAAAUGUUGUUGCUUGUGCAGUUGGUUUUGUUGUUGGAGCAGGUUGGGGUGAUAAUGCAAAAGCAGCAAUAAUGAGAAUUGGUAUUAAAGAAAUUAUACAUUUUGCAUCAUAUUGGGAAAAAUUUGGAAUGAAAGGUAUAUUACCACCAAAUCCAGCUACAUUUACAGAAGAAAGUGCAGGAGUUGCUGAUUUAAUAACAACUUGUGCUGGAGGUAGAAAUGUUAAGGUUGCAAAAUAUAUGAUUGAAAAUAAUGUUGAUGCGUGGGAAGCAGAAAAAACAGUUUUAAAUGGUCAAUCAUCACAAGGUAUAAUAACAGCAAAAGAAGUUCAUGAAGCUUUAGUUUCAUUUAAAUUACAACAUGAAUUCCCAUUAUUUGAAGCUACAUACAAAGUUAUCUACGAAGGUGGUAAUGUAGAUGAUUUUCCAGCAUUAUUAGAAGCAGAAGAUUAG
Molecule: messenger RNA, 1119 nt
Organism: Insectozyma verbasci
Lineage: Eukaryota; Fungi; Ascomycota; Pichiomycetes; Serinales; Debaryomycetaceae
Source: the annotation of a GenBank genome assembly